This is a messenger RNA of Penicillium manginii, 3303 nucleotides long. Its product is annotated as ATPase AAA-type core. The record is from RefSeq and is a predicted model, not a curated record. Bases 1 to 3303 code for a protein of 1100 amino acids. The transcript is spliced from 5 exons. Gene Ontology annotation, cellular component: mitochondrial matrix. Gene Ontology annotation, molecular function: ATP hydrolysis activity; single-stranded DNA binding; serine-type endopeptidase activity. NCBI's taxonomy places the organism in Eukaryota, Fungi, Ascomycota, Eurotiomycetes, Eurotiales, Aspergillaceae. Gene Ontology annotation, biological process: chaperone-mediated protein complex assembly; mitochondrion organization; protein catabolic process.
AUGCUCCGCGGCCAGACCCUCCCCUGGAGAGCUGCGCUCCACCAAACACCUCGUCCUUUGCUUCGUCGAACGAUUCUCUCCAUCCCAAGGAAUAAUGCGACGCUCCGGUCCUCGCCGCUCUUGAACCGGGCACCCCGAUCCCCUCUCUCCGCUCCCCGCACCUUCUCCUCAAGCUCAAUCGCCCGGAGAGAGAAGCCUCCAUCAGACGACCCCAAGGACGAUGUCGACCAGAAAACGGAGGACGAGUCGAAUAAAGAAUCUCAGGAUGCUAAGGAUGCCGAUAAAAUCCCUGAACCACGGAAGAAGUCGUCGGAACAGACAGGUCCCGCACGGAAGAAGGACCGAACAUCCAACGACAAGGAACAACGUGGGCUAGAGGAGGAUGCUAAGAAGGAUGCCAAUGCAUCGGAUGGCAAGGGUGAUGCGAACAAAUCUCCAUCUCCCAUUCCCCCGAACAGUGGCCAGGCAGACUCUAAGCCCAGUUCUGCAAGUGGUGGUGGUUCUGGUGGAAAUGACGACGGUGGAAAGAAGGGAAAGAAGGGCUCUGGGGACAAGGCUCUACAGAAACCGGCGGUGCCGGAUGUAUACCCUCAAGUGAUGGCAAUUCCCAUUGCCAAGCGUCCUUGUUCCCCGGCAAUCACUAUCCGAGACCCGAAUGUUGCCGCUGCUAUUCAGGAUAUGAUGAAACGCGGGCAACCUUACGUGGGUGCCUUUUUGUUCAAGGAUGAUAAUGCGGAUGGCGAUGUCAUUGAGAACAUGGAUGACGUGUAUGAGACCGGUGUGUUUGCCCAGAUCACCGCAGCAUAUCCACUCCGUGGAGAGGCUACUGGUGUGACGGCUGUGCUAUAUCCCCAUCGCCGCAUUAAAAUCUCGGAAUUGCUCCCACCUACGACCCCGAAGAAAGAAACCGAAACGCCAGAAAAUGAAACCGAGAAGAAGGGAGACGUUGUGGCUAGUUUCGAGGAAGGGGCCCCGGAAAAUGCGCCCAAAUAUCACUACGAGCCCACUUCUUUUCUCCGGAAGUAUCCCGUCAGUCUUGUUAACGUCGAGAAUCUUGCGGAGGAGCCAUUCGAUAAGAAGAGCCCAAUCAUUCGCGCGGUCACCAGUGAGAUCGUGAAUGUGUGCAAGGAAAUCGCUACCUUGAACCCUUUGUUCCGCGACCAGAUCUCAGCCUUCUACACCGACCAGUUCCCUGGAAACCUGAGUGACGAGCCUGCCAAACUUGCAGAUUUCGCUGCCGCAGUUUCAGCGGGUGAGCUGAAGGAGAUGCAAGAAGUUCUUGAGACCAUGGAUGUUGAAGAACGUCUUCCAAAGGCACUCGUUGUUCUGAAGAAGGAGUUGAUGAACGCUCAGCUACAGUCCAAGAUCACCAAGGACGUUGAGGCUAAGAUCCAAAAGCGCCAGCGUGAGUAUUGGCUCAUGGAGCAAAUGAAGGGGAUCAAACGGGAACUUGGUAUUGAGUCAGACGGCAAGGAGAAGCUGGUAGAGAAGUUCAAGGAGAAGGCAGAGAAGCUUGCUAUGCCCGAGGCUGUUAAGAAGGUCUUCGAGGAGGAACUCAACAAAUUGGCCCACCUUGAACCUGCUGCGUCGGAGUUCAACGUUACUCGCAACUACUUGGACUGGUUGACCCAGAUUCCUUGGGGCCAGAAGAGCGUUGAGAACUUUGGAAUUAAGAAUGCAGUGACUGUUUUGGACGAGGACCACUAUGGUUUGAAGGACGUGAAGGACCGAAUCCUUGAAUUCAUCGCUGUCGGAAAACUGCGCGGAACUGUGGAAGGAAAGAUUCUCUGCUUUGUUGGUCCCCCGGGUGUUGGAAAAACAAGUAUUGGCAAGUCGAUUGCCCGCGCCCUGAACCGACAAUACUACCGCUUCUCCGUGGGUGGGUUGACAGAUGUUGCCGAGAUCAAGGGUCACCGACGUACCUAUGUCGGUGCUCUUCCUGGCCGCAUCAUUCAAGCGUUGAAGAAGUGUCAAACCGAGAAUCCCCUGAUUCUUAUUGAUGAGAUUGACAAGAUUGGCCGUGGCCACCAGGGCGAUCCUUCUUCUGCAUUGCUGGAACUGCUUGAUCCCGAACAAAACUCCUCCUUCCUGGAUCACUAUAUGGAUGUCCCAGUGGAUCUAUCCAAGGUCCUCUUCGUCUGCACAGCCAACCUCACUGAUACCAUUCCUCGUCCAUUGCUGGAUCGAAUGGAGCUCAUUGAGCUUUCCGGCUAUGUUGCAGACGAAAAGAUGGCAAUUGCUAAGCGCUACCUUGCGCCAGCCGCUAAGGAAAUGACUGGUCUGGACAAUGUCAACGUCAACCUUCAGGAUGAGGCUAUUGAGGAGUUAAUUAAAUCAUACUGCCGGGAGAGUGGUGUCCGCAACCUGAAGAAGCAAAUUGAGAAGGUCUACCGUAAGGCAGCAUUCAAGAUUAUUCAGGAUCUGGGCGAGGAGGCUCUCCCGGAGGAGGAUGCCCUCACCGAGGAGGGUAAGGCUGCCCAAGCAGAGGACAAGGAACAUGAGUCCUCCGACCCUGCCCAAGCGCCGAUCGAACCCGAGAAAUCUACCACUGAAACUCCUCGCUUGGGCCUCAAGGUUCCCGAUGAAGUCACACUUGAUAUUGGCAAAGAAUCCCUGAAGGACUACGUCGGACCCCCCAGUAUUCACUGCCGACCGCCUUUCCCUCCUGGUGUCACCAUGGGUCUCGCAUGGACCAGCAUGGGCGGAGCGGCGCUGUAUGUUGAGUGUAUCCUGGAAAGUGUCCUGAACCACCGAUCGCGACCAGGACUUGAUAUUACCGGAAACCUGCAAAAUGUGAUGAAGGAGUCGACACAUAUUGCUUACUCGUUUGCCAAAUCUCUCAUGGUUAAGCAAUUCCCCGAGAACGAAUUCUUUGAGAAGGCCAAGGUUCAUCUCCAUUGCCCUGAAGGAGCGGUUCCCAAGGAUGGUCCCUCGGCUGGUAUUACAAUGGCCAGCUCGCUCCUUUCUCUCGCCUUGAACCACUCCCUCGACCCGACCGUGGCCAUGACUGGAGAGUUGACGGUGACCGGUAAGGUGAUGCGCAUUGGUGGGCUUCGAGAGAAGACUGUCGCCGCUCGCCGUGCUGGUGCAACCAAGGUUAUUUUCCCUGCGGAUAACUUGUCUGACUGGCUGGAGUUGCCUGCGAAUAUCAAGGACGGUAUUGAGGGCCACCCAGUUUCUUGGUACUCCCAGGUUUUCGACAUCCUAUUCUCCGACUUGGACCAUGAUGGUGCUCGCCAGAUCUGGCAGAAGUCACUGGCCAAGCCAGAGGGCAAGAAGGGCGAGCAUGAGGGUGAUGAGUGA